Molecule: messenger RNA, 1320 nt
Organism: Emys orbicularis (European pond turtle)
Lineage: Eukaryota; Metazoa; Chordata; Testudines; Emydidae
Gene: GPR180
Product: G protein-coupled receptor 180
Exons: 9
Coding region: 1-1320 (439 amino acids)
Biological process (GO): response to pheromone; G protein-coupled receptor signaling pathway
Source: RefSeq, a predicted model, not a curated record
AUGGGGAGGCUGCUGUGGCUGCUCUGCGUGGCCGUGGGCAGCAGCUGCUGGUGGCUGCGGGGCGCCCAGGGGAAGACGCUGCGGGGCCGCUUCUCCAGCGCGGGGGGCGGGGCGCAGCCGGCGGCGCGGUUCCAGUUCCACGGUGACCAUGCUGUUCUGUAUAUCAGAAUCAACAGUGUAGCAGCAGCUGUUGAAAAAGAGGCCAGACUUCACCUUUUUCAAGCACAGGAAUGGCUAAAGCUGCAGGACAGCACCCAAGAUCACAGCUGUGGAGAGAAACUGUCCAAAGCUCAGCUGACAAUGCCUAUGAAUCUCACAGAGCAAAAUCUGACAGUGACCCAGAUUCCAUAUCCAGAAACGUGGUAUGUGUUUUAUGUAGACAAGUUUACCUGCGAGGAGAAUUAUGAAAAUUCUGAAUCCGAGGAUAUUCAAUUUGAAAUGGUGUUACUAAACCCAGAUGCAGAAGGGAAUCCAUUAGAUCACUUUAGCGCAGGGGAAUCGGGAUUACAUGAAUUCUUUUUCCUACUUGUCCUAGCAUACUUUGUAGCUGCUUGCAUAUAUGCUCAAUCACUAUGGCAAACUCUUAAGAAAGGUGGACCUAUGCAUACUGUCUUAAAGGUGCUAUCAACAGUAUUAUUGUUUCAGGCUGGCUCAGCAUUUGCCAACUACCUGCAUUUCUCAAGUUACGCUAAAGAUGGAAUAGGGGCACCUUUUAUGGGAAGUCUGGCAGAAUUGUGUGACAUAGUCUGUCAGAUACAAAUGCUGUACCUAUUGCUGAGUUUGUGUAUGGGUUGGAUGAUAGGCAGAAUGAAGAAAUCUCAAAGCAGACCCCUUCAGUGGGAUUCCACUCCAGCGUCCACUGGCAUUGCUGUAGUAGUUGUUGUAACCCAGAGUAUUUUACUAAUUUGGGAGCAGUUUGAAGAUACUAAUCACCACAGCUACCAUUCACACCACAGUUUAGCAAGUGGACUUCUUAUUGGGCUAAGAGUUUGCCUAUCUCUGUCAUUGGCCUGUGGUCUCUACCAGAUCAUCAGAGUGGAGAGAAGUACACUCAAAAGGGAGUUCUAUAUCACCUUUGCCAAAGGCUGCAUCCUGUGGUUUUUUUGCCACCCGGGUCUUGCAACCAUUUCUGUGCUAUUUAGAGACUAUCAAAGAGAGAAGGUUAUUACCAUAGGUGUUAUCCUCUGCCAGUCCGUCUCCAUGGUUAUCCUCUACAGACUUUUUCUGUCUCAUAGUCUAUAUUGGGAAGUUUCUUCUCUGUCAUCAGUGACAUUGCCACUGACCGUGGCAUCUGGACAUAAAAGUCGACAUUACUUCUGA